Molecule: messenger RNA, 170 nt
Organism: Copidosoma floridanum
Lineage: Eukaryota; Metazoa; Arthropoda; Insecta; Hymenoptera; Encyrtidae
Gene: Ubc4
Product: ubiquitin conjugating enzyme 4
Molecular function (GO): protein binding
Source: RefSeq, a predicted model, not a curated record
AGGUGGCACAAUGCUCCAUCAAAGUAGAACUUGUUAAUGACAGUUGUGUGGAACUCAAAGGUGAAAUAGCUGGACCUCCAGAUACUCCAUAUGAAGGGGGAAACUUUGUUCUUGAAAUAAAAAUUCCAGAAACUUAUCCGUUUAAUCCUCCAAAAGUAAGUGUAUUUAAC